Molecule: messenger RNA, 1473 nt
Organism: Penicillium salamii
Lineage: Eukaryota; Fungi; Ascomycota; Eurotiomycetes; Eurotiales; Aspergillaceae
Source: the annotation of a GenBank genome assembly
AUGGCAUUUCGCUCUAUUUCCUCCCUGUUGUGUCUUUCUGCGUCAGCAUCGGGUUUGAACUUCAAUGUGCCUGCAUCCCCACCCUCCAACUCCAGUGGUCAGAUAUCUGCAGCUCCGGUUGGAGUCUCUCUGGAGUUCUUCACUUUCCCAGAGUACAUUCAAGAUCUCCCUUCGACCACCACAUGUCUGCAAAACCUGAAAGACUUGACGGGCACAUGGCCCCCCGUGAGGAUCGGAGGGACAACACAGGACCGUGCAACGUACGAUCCAUCGUCAAGUGAGGCCGUCACAUAUACUGUGGCUAGCACUAAGGAUGCUCCUGCAUCGUUAACUUACGGUCCUUCGUUUAUGUCUUUGGCUUCCGAAUAUGCCGGAAAAGUGAUUAUUGGACUCAACCGUCGAUUGGACAACAUUUCGAAUACUAUCGCCGCAGCACUGGUGGCGCAGAAAGAUAUGGACAACCUAUAUGCCAUUGAGCUUGGCAAUGAACCCAAUUUCUUUGUUGACAGCGACCCCAUCGCCCGAGGUGCAUCCUGGACUGCUGCGGCCGAUGAAGCCUCUCAAAUCGAGUGGCAAGAUGCGGUAUGCGGAAACCUCUCUGCCUCCGACAUCAUCUCGGCAGGUGUCUACUUUGGCACCUCUCCAAUGAGCCUUGUCGGGCUCACCGCGAAAGAGGGUGACUCCAACGCCUAUGUCAAAGAUUAUUGCUCUCACAACUAUCCACAAUCCUCUGGUAGCUACAACCUGACUGCGCUUAUGAAUCACAAAGACAUUGCAACUCAAGUUAAGCCAUAUGCUGCCGAGAUUUCCGCCGCAUCUGCGAAAGGGAAGCCACACGUCUUUGGGGAGACCAACUCAGCAACACAAGGUGGAGGUGGUAUCAGCCCAACCUUUGGCGCUGCCCUCUGGAUUUUGGAUUAUGUGCUGCAGACUGUUACUAUGGGCACGAAUGCCCUUUACUUCCACCAGGGCACUAUUGGAAACUGUAUGGAUACCUUCCACUCUCCAACGAAAUGUACUAAUAAUCCAGGUCAAUACUGUUGGUGGGGUCGAUACAACAUGGGAUCGCCAUACUACGGGGCCUAUUUCGCCACCAUGGCACUAGCAAAUGCUGACCAGGUCGCACCUUUGGAUGGCCAAGAUUCUUCCUAUGCUGCUUAUGCGAUCUACAAAUCUGGUGCCCCCGUGAAGGUUCUCCUUUACAACUCCGACUACUAUACAACUGGCACGCGCUCGUCACAGACAUACUCGCUUUCUGGCCUCACUGGCUCCACUGUCACCGCUAAGCGUCUUACUGCCCCGAACGCCACAUCCCGAGUUGAUCAAGGCCAAGUUCCCACUGUUGCAGGCCGUACUUUUGCUAAUGGCACCUGCGCGAUACAAGGCACUGAGGUUGUGGAAACGGCAACUGUUUCUGCUGGAAAGGCCACAUUCACUGUAGGGGCUUCAGAGGCUCUCCUGGUGUUCUUGUAG